Molecule: messenger RNA, 1530 nt
Organism: Spodoptera frugiperda (fall armyworm)
Lineage: Eukaryota; Metazoa; Arthropoda; Insecta; Lepidoptera; Noctuidae
Exons: 4
Coding region: 49-699 (216 amino acids)
Source: RefSeq, a predicted model, not a curated record
CGUAACUUUUUGCGUUAGGUUUCAGUUGGAUGCCAGCAUCGGCAGCCUAUGUUUGUCAUUAUGUUGGCCCAAUGUUUGGUGUUAGUCGUUUUGUUAUGGAGAGUGGAAGGUGCCACCAUGAAUAUGAGCUGUCCUGUGGUGACGCCACGGGAAUUGGACUGGAAAGCGUUGGACGGCAUCUGGUACUUGACAGCAGUGGCCACGGAAGACAUGGCGGUGCAGGGUGACUGUGCCACCGUACUAUUUGACCACCAGAAUACCACAGACGUCUCCAUCAGCUGGAUCACGAACAACACAGUGACUUACUACAAUGGUUCUGUGGCCCUCAUCCCGGAUCCUAACAGCAACAGCACUGGGGAUCUACUGCUUGUCACUUAUGAUGAUGAAAAGACUGAAACCUAUUCAUUUCUCGACGUAAACUACGAGCAUUAUGCUGUUAUCUUCGCUUGCUAUAAUAAUGAGGAUGGAAACAGCAGUACCUAUGAAAUAUGGAAGCUAACACGUACACCACAUUUGAAGGACACAGAUGCAGUCAAACUGGACCAGGCUAUAGCCAACUACAGUCUUCAAGAUACGCCAUUCUUCACUUUUAACAACACAGAAGAUACUUGUAGAGUGAACGGAGGAAACCAUCUUGAUUCUUCCACCCUGAUCAUGACGUCAGCAGCCGCACUUGCCUUAUUCAGAAGAUUUUAUUAAAAUCAAUCAAUUUAAUGCUAUAACAUAGGAAAGAUGACUAAAAUGUUUACCAAUGUUCGUUUAGUAGAUGAAUGAAAAUUAAUGGAUACGCAUUUUUCUUUUUUUUUAUAGAAUCAAAAAUUUAAGACGAUACAUUGAUUAGAAAUGUCACAUGACGUCACUUCUACGUGACAAUGUACGUAGAGCAGUGUAGAAGUGAUAUUUUGUGUAUUCAAUUACAUCCUCUUUGAUUUAGCUAAGUGUUUGUUUCUUGUUUAAAAGGAAAACAAAAAAUACGUGCCCAUUAUUUUUCCUAAUCUUCUAACUAAUGGACGAAGGUAGAUGUUUCUUUUUCAUUCCGUGUUCGAAAUCUGUCAAAGUCAAAGUCAAAAACUGUAUUCAUAAACAUGCAUUUCUUGUAUUCCUUAUCAUUUUUGUUUGAUUGAAUUUAUAAUUAAUAUAAGGUUAUAUAAGAAAUUCAUAUUCUGUGAUUCCAUUAACUUCAUUGUUAUUUCUGCUUCUUGAUAUUUUGGAAUUUUUGAAUAUCUUUAUGACAAAUUGAAUGUUUCAUAUGUUUACUGCGUUCUACAUCAUUGAUUGUUUAACAAAACACUUCCAAUCAGUAAUUUCACACGAUCUGAUUAUCUGUUGAUUUAAAUCAAUCGGAUACCUAUGUGUUCAAGUGAAAAGUGAUUUCACAUUUUCUGUACCUACUUACUUAUCAGCAUAUAUUUUUCAACACAUGUUAAGCAUAUUUAUUUAUUAUGUUUAUGGUUAUUCUGUAUGUAAUUUAACUAACUAUUGAGGUAUUAAUUUAUUUUAAGUAUAAGGAUUAAACUAAUUUGUUCAAAA